CCGGCCCGGCGCUGGCAGGAGGAGGAGCUGCGGCGGCUGUGGCCACUUGGGCAGGUCGGCGCGGCGCCGCCGUAACCCGCCGACGGCGCGGGCUCUGGGUCCCUGUGCGGAGGUAGGCGCAGGCGGCCCUGGGGCCAUGGAGCCUGGUGACGCGGCGCACCCUGGCCCGGGGCGGGUAGUUCGUGAGGUGCCGCCGCGGCUGCUGUUGCUGCCGCUGCUGCCACUGCUGCUGGGUCGGGGGCUGCGUGCCGGGGCCUCGGCCUCCUCCUCUGGGGCGGCGGCCGAGGACAGCAGCGCCAUGGAGGAGCUCGCCACUGAGAAGGAGGCGGAGGAGAGCCACCGGCAAGACAGCGUGAGCCUGCUCACCUUCAUCCUGCUGCUCACGCUCACCAUCCUCACCAUCUGGCUCUUUAAGCACCGCCGGGUGCGCUUCCUGCACGAGACCGGGCUGGCAAUGAUCUACGGUCUUAUCGUAGGGGUGAUUUUAAGAUACGGCACCCCGGCCACCAGUGGCCGCGACAAGUCCCUGAGCUGCACCCAGGAAGACAGGGCCUUCAGCACCUUGCUAGUGAAUGUCAGUGGGAAGUUCUUUGAAUAUACCCUGAAAGGGGAGAUCAGCCCUGGCAAGAUCAACAGUGUGGAGCAGAAUGACAUGCUGCGCAAGGUGACAUUUGACCCAGAGGUAUUUUUCAACAUUUUGCUGCCUCCGAUUAUUUUCCAUGCUGGCUAUAGUCUAAAGAAGAGACACUUUUUCAGGAACCUUGGGUCCAUUCUGGCCUAUGCCUUCCUGGGGACUGCCGUUUCCUGCUUCAUUAUUGGAAAUCUCAUGUAUGGUGUGGUGAAACUCAUGAAGAUUGUGGGACAGCUCUCAGAUAAGUUUUACUACACGGAUUGCCUCUUUUUUGGAGCAAUUAUCUCUGCCACUGACCCAGUGACUGUGCUGGCGAUAUUUAAUGAGCUGCACGCCGAUGUGGACCUGUAUGCUCUUCUGUUCGGGGAAAGCGUCCUGAACGAUGCCGUGGCCAUUGUGCUGUCCUCGUCUAUUGUUGCCUACCAGCCGGCAGGGCUGAACACGCACGCCUUUGAUGCUGCUGCCUUUUUUAAGUCAGUUGGCAUUUUCCUGGGUAUAUUCAGUGGCUCUUUUACUAUGGGAGCUGUGACUGGUGUUGUGACUGCCCUAGUGACCAAGUUUACCAAGCUGCAUUGUUUCCCCUUGCUGGAGACAGCGCUUUUCUUCCUCAUGUCUUGGAGCACGUUUCUCCUGGCAGAAGCCUGCGGAUUUACAGGUGUGGUAGCUGUUCUUUUCUGUGGAAUCACUCAAGCUCAUUACACCUACAACAAUCUUUCAGUGGAAUCAAGAAGUCGAACCAAGCAGCUCUUUGAGGUGUUACACUUCCUGGCAGAGAACUUCAUCUUCUCCUACAUGGGACUGGCACUCUUCACCUUCCAGAAGCACGUUUUCAGCCCCAUUUUCAUCAUUGGCGCCUUUGUUGCCAUCUUCCUGGGCAGAGCUGCACAUAUCUACCCUCUCUCCUUCUUCCUCAACCUGGGCAGAAGGCAUAAGAUCGGCUGGAAUUUUCAACAUAUGAUGAUGUUUUCAGGCCUCCGGGGCGCGAUGGCGUUUGCCUUGGCCAUCCGGGACACGGCAUCCUACGCUCGCCAGAUGAUGUUCACGACCACGCUCCUGAUCGUCUUCUUCACCGUGUGGAUCAUUGGUGGAGGCACGACACCCAUGUUGUCAUGGCUUAACAUCAGAGUUGGCGUCGAGGAGCCAUGCGAAGAGGACCAGAACGAUCACCGCUGGCAGUACUUCAGAGUUGGUGUUGAUCCAGAUCAAGACCCACCGCCCAACAAUGACAGCUUUCAAGUCUUGCAAGGGGAUGGCCCAGACUCUGCUGGAGGAAACCGCACAAAGCAGGAGAGCGCGUGGAUAUUCAGGCUGUGGUACAGCUUUGACCACAAUUACUUGAAGCCCAUCCUCACUCACAGUGGCCCGCCUCUAACCACCACCCUUCCUGCCUGGUGUGGCUUGCUAGCUCGGUGCCUGACCAGCCCCCAGGUGUAUGAUAACCAAGAGCCACUGAGAGAGGAAGACUCUGAUUUCAUCCUGACCGAGGGUGACCUCACCUUGACCUAUGGGGACAGCACAGUAACUGCGAAUGGCUCCUCAGGGUCCCAUGCAACCUCUACGAGUCUUGAGGGGCGAAGAACCAAGAGCAAUUCAGAAGAAGUGCUGGAGAGAGACCUGGGAAUGGGAGACCAGAAGGCUUCGAGCCGGGGCACUCGCCUCGUGUUUCCAAUGGGGGAUAACGCAUGACAUCUCCCCCUACCCUACCCCCAAACCCAGAAGCAAUAGGGUAGGCCCCGAGUGGGGUGAGAAUGACUGUAAGCCCCUGUGGCAUUUGAGGUGGGGGCAUGGACUGAAUAGAAAUAACGCUUCUGUCUUAUUGGGGUUUGAAGUGAUCUUAAAAUUCAUCGCAAGACACAGAUGGUAAAGCUAAAGUGUCUCUAAAUUCAGACAAAAGCAGCCCUAGUCCCAUUUUUUUACCCAAUAGUGCACUGUUUCAGACUUAAACACACAAAAAUUAGCAUGCUUUAGUGUUCUCUCCAUUCAUCCGCCUGCAGCAUCCGAGCAAGGUAGAGCAGGCGUUGGGACUCCUCCCACGGAGGCCUUAUGUCCAGACGCAGCAGUGCUAAGCCAGCCAGCCCUAAGAAUGGCAAGUUAGAGAAGAACAGGCUAGAAGGAAGGCUGCAAAAGGAAGGCAUAUGAGAUUGCAUCCUGUGGGAUGAUGGAAAACUGGUGUUACAUGGGACAGAAAAUGUAAAAAGGCAAUUUGAGUGGAAACCCCAAUGAUGAAGGCUGCGUGACUACACCCUUGUCUUCACUUUUUAUGCUACUUGUGUUUCUUCUAGACAAGAGUAGAAUGUGUAUCCAUGAACAUUUCAACGUGAGGGAAAGAAAUACAGUUCUUUCUCUGGAAAUUUCCAUGAAGUUAUUGAACUAAUUCAAACCAAAGGCAAAUAGUGUUAUACUGUUGUUGUUUUAAAUAAUUUCAGGACAAGGAGGCAUUUAGAAACUGAUGAUGAUAUCAUAAGAUUCACUCAACUUUUGAGAGCUACUAUAUGAGCAAGUUGCCUGGGAAACAGUUACUGGGACCAAGAUGUCUACUGGGUGUUUAGAAAUAACUUUAAAAAAAUGUAGGUUGCUUUUUUCUGGGAAGGAGAAGGCAGCAAGCAACCUAAGAGGCAAUUCACUAGUACUUACAGGAAAAAUGAUCUUAGUGCAAAAAAAUUAAACUGAAAAGAAGAUAGGAGAUAGUUGUCCAAAAACAGAGUAGAAUCACAAAGUCUCAGCUGAUAUUUGCAUGAAGUUUCAUGAGCACCUAAGGAAUCAGGGGCAAGUCAAUGGAACUUUCAGCUUGUUCAACCCAGUGGAAGGGUCCUGUUAUCUAGAAGCUUAAGAGCCCAUGAGUGCCAAGCAGAGAGGGAUCAUUUUCCUUGGCAUCUGGAGAGACUAUUACAUCAGCUUAAAAAGUGGGGGAAUUGUUUGAAAUUUAGGUUUUCAGUUUGGGUCUUUGUGGGUAAGCUGUUCUACCAACCCACCUCUGUAGCAGAUGAAAUACUGAGAAAACUCUUGCAAAAUAUCUGAGGUUUCCCCCAUGUCUCUAUGCUUAAAUGCUAGCAUUUUUGGCAGUGCAAUUUCUACAGAAUGUUUUGAUGACAUGUGGGUAUUUUUCUUCUUAGCCCAGAUAAAAUAGUGUCCCCAGUCUAGUACUCUUGUCAUGAAAUCAGCUGUUUAACUUUCUUAACUCACAUUUUAAAUGAUUCCCUUUUAAAUAAGACAUUGCUUCAGAAGUUUUUGGUUGAACAGUCAUUUGUGUGGAUCAGGAAAGAUAUAUUUAAUGAGGCUAAGCCAUAUGAAAUUAGAUAGUCAACCAUUUUUAAAAGCCGGGAAGGGCAAUUUCAUAUGGCUCAAUAUAAUGCAGCCAAAUAGAUUUUAGUCAUCCUUUCCUAAAUUCAUUUUGAGUUAAUGGCCAUGUGUGGGCUUUGUACACUUGAAAGCAGCUCAACAACAUACCUAACCCAUAUAGCAUCAUGGUUACAAGGCAAGUGAAUGAUUUAAGAAGAUCCAAGGCCCAAAGCUGGAGAAAGAGCUUAUUUAGAGAUCCACAGGAAAGGAAACUAUUAUCUUGAGGUGGUUGUUGGAAGCAGCUGUUGGGCUUGGCUAGAGGCUGGAAAUGGCUCUGGGUGCUCAUGCGAUGUGAGAACCAGCACUAGAGUCCUUGAGUUAUCUCAGAAAUGACCAGUAAUGCUGUACCCACAGGUAAGGUUGUUUGCUUGCAGAGAUGGGGGAUAAACUGGUGAGCUCUUUAUAAGACCUUAUCUUUUUUGUUGCUACCUUUAGGAGGGGAGGAGUUAGCAGAAAAUCCCUGGGGAUGGUUCUUGAAAACAGCCAAUGUGAUAGGAUAUAACCUGCCUUCAUUCGCCUCAACGCUUUUUGGUCCUUUGGGUUUUCUAGGGAGCGUUAGGUAGAUUAUAAGAAAUCAAGUUCUUGGGGAAGAAAAAUAACCAUGGCAUGCCCCAUCCUAGUCUUAAAUCAAUCUGUGUUUUCCCCCAAAGGGUCUUGUGGUCUUCACUGCAAGCAUUUGAUUCUCACUCACUUAAAUAGAAGCAAAAGAUUUGCCAAGACCAAAACCAGAGUUGUAAUCAUUUAAUUGGUUCAUUUAUUCAGUGGGUAAGUCACUAUAAUCUAUGGUCCUAAUUUUUGUUUACAAGAUGCAGAGAAUGACCUUGAACUUACCUGGGAUCCUAGGAAGGUAAAUCCAUUCAUGAAAAUAGUUCCACAUCUAGAAGCAUUAUGCCUAGAUAACUAGGGGACCACAAAGCCCAGACACCUAUCCAACUCAUGGCUGUCUGCUGUCAUUCCAGCGUAAAACCAGAUUGAAACUGUUGGAUAAUGAUCAUCCAACUAAAAGCAAAGUUCUUCUAAGAGUAAGCUCCUGCCAACUUAUAUACAUACUUGUUAAUCCAAGUUGAGGGGGGUGGCAUUUCAGCUGAGCAGAGAACAUCUGACUGGCUGUAUAGUAAGAUCACUUGUCUAGUCCCCCUCUCCCUGCAAAAAUAAAGCGAGGGCCAGCCCAUCAGAGAUUUGGAUUCAGUGACAUUUUGUGGUGGGACCUGGCAUCGAUGCUUCCUUCUGCAAGCUCAGGAGUGGAGUUGUUAGCCUAGGGUGUGCACGGGGUGCCAAUGAGAACCUUAUUUAAAAGCGUGACCUAGCCAGUUAAGGUUGCUUUUUUCUUAAAUUGCUAGCCCUGUGGAACACACUGAGUUCAGGUUAAUAAUACAGUCUUCACAGCAGUGAGCAUUUCAUGUUAUCUUUGCAAAACCUAAGAACAUACUCGAUACAGUGCAACUAAAAAGAUCACAUUUGAAAACCUUAAAUCCUUUAGGGGAGACAAGGGUUAUUUAUGUAUGGGUAGAAUUCCAAGCCUGUCAUCUACAUUCCCAUUUGUGGGGAAGAAAAGGAGAUUUUUGUCUCAACUGAGCUGUGAUAUAAAAAAGUUUUCUGGGAAGCUGACUUUUAAAUUUAACCUGGAAUUAAAUUAAUAGUCCCUCAUGUGAACUUUCUUUGGCUUGGCCCCAGGCCUGAAUUGCACUCGUCAGGAAGGAGGAAGGCAACGUUUACUGCUGGAACGGAGUGUAAGAUCUUGCUCAUUUUACAGUGGUAGCAGUAGCAUAUUCUAUUUGGAAACUUCUAGGAAACCUCAAAUUUUCUUAGAGAAGGAACUUUGGAGUUUAAAUGAGGCUGCCUUUCUUCCUGUCAAGCAAGCCCAGAAAAGGCAUAUGGAAUAUCUCUGGCCACCCAGGUUACUCAUUGGGGUGACUAGAUAGGUAAGCAAUUCAUAAAUCAAAGCCAAAAAUUGCACUGUGACAUCAGACAUCUCUCAUCAAGCAAACAGCAAGGAGCUCUACAUUUAGGCUAUGUUCUCUAGACCCAAAAAUAUCCUGUUGUGAAUUGGUUAGUGAAUCAAACCCUGUAGAUAACACGCAAGACUUGAUCUCAGCUGUUCAUGGACAUCUCAGUCCUGGGCAAAGAAUUAAUAUUCUUUCCACACUAGAGGUUUAUUUCCAUGUUACCCCAAUUCACGGACUCUUUUUUUAUUUAUUUCUUCAAUGGAAAUUUAUGUGACCAUGUCAGAUAUUUAAUGUGAACUAAUAAUACUCAAAUAUAGAAACACCAGCCCUUAGAGAAGAUGAGCCCCAGGACAAUUAAGCGACUGGCCAGUGUGAGUUAUAAAAGGUCUAUCAGAAGGAUAAUUCUACCAUCUGCCCUAAAUGUUAUCUGGAAUGGAAGCUGCUGGCAAGUCAGCUGGCUGACCUAAUGAGUAUCUGACUGACUCUACUUUAAAAGUGGAGUACUGACAAGUGUCACGCCUGCCUUUUGUUGUUGAAUUUGUAAGUUAGUAUAGAAACAACUUUGUCAGAUAUGUUAGACUGUAAUUAUUAAUGGUCUCUAAGUGAGAUUCUGGCUCACCAAUGUCCGUUGCUGUAUUUUGUUAUGCUAAGUUGAAGGAAUCUAGCGGCCAACAAUUGUAGUUAGAAACAACCCAUCUCAAUGCUGCUUUCAUCACUUGGUACUUGAAAGGAACUUACCCUUCAUUUAAAACCUAUUGAGAAUAUAUAAAUACUAUAAAAUCAGUACUAGUGUUUCCAACUAGGAAAAGCAAGUAGACUCUUGACAGUCCUUUCAAACAAGAAGACCUAGAAGCUAGAAGUAGGCACUUUUCCCCAAUCUUGAUUUUCAUAUUUUUUAAAUUAAUAAACAUGUCUUGUCACUCAGUGCUAGCAAAAAUUGUAAAGAACAAAACCAAAGUUUUUUGAUGUUAGUUUUAUUUUCAUAAGCAGGGUAUGCUUGUACUGUGACCAUGUCCUAUAUGGAACCAUGGACAGUGAAUUUUCUGCCACUCAAGCCUUGGAGAGGUUGAAAAGUCUGUCUGCUGUAUCACCUUUUAAAAAGGUCUGAGGCAGGCAGGAGAGCACAAAGCAGAAGUCACCUCAUUCCAAUGGCCACCUUGACAAAGGCCAAUGUCAAGUUCAACUCUUGGCCAGUGGAAAAAUUGUCUGAGCCUAUAUAUGUGGAAGGAACUUGGAUAGAAACGGACUUGUAAACAGUAUGAAGAACUCCAUAUCUAAUAUCUCAAGCACUUUUUAAAAAGUUAGAAUCCAGGUGUUGUUGGGUGACCAACUGGACAUUUGGGUGCAGACUUUUAUUGCACUUAUUCCAAUUGCAGGCUUUGGAGAAGCAGAGGAAUAAUCUUCAGUUAGAUGGGUGUUAAGUCUAUUGGUUUAGGAUGUACUGCUGAAAUCAUUCAAAGUGUGAAUAAGGUCAGCUCCUCCUAUGUUUAUUAUUAUUAUAACAUAAAUGUCUGGCAUUUCUUGGGAAAAAUUACUGUCUGAAAAGUGAUGAAUUGAGAAGGCCAUCAAAAUUCAUUUACAAGCUGAAAUGCAAUUUUUAAAAAAUAGGAUAGGAUGAAUUUAACAUGGAAUGACUUGACCUUCUGGGGAACUUUUUAUAGACAGCUUACAUGUUGUACUUGGGGAGGGGGAAAUUUUGUUUUCUGUUUCCACUCAACAGUAGCCAACUGGUGGUUUUAUAAAAUUAACAUUAUAGCAUGUUGUAUAAAUAAACAUGUUAUAUAAAAAGACAUUGAAGUAUGUUGUAACUGUGAAAAACUAAAGACUUGGAAUAAUCUGCAACUUUUAUGUGCAAUAAGGAACACUGCAGUAGGCCCCCAAAGUGCUAUUUCUCCCUAGUAUUUGACUUAAUGUUUGCCUUGUGUCUGUUUGCAUUGCUAUUGUAAAGCUAGCCACAUGUUUUCCUGCCCUUUGCUGAUAUUUAACAUGUUUUCUUGAAGCUUGGUUUUGGUUUUUGUUCUUCUUUUUAUAUAAAACUCAAAAUAAAAAAGAUGGACGCUGA
Molecule: messenger RNA, 7978 nt
Organism: Ochotona curzoniae (black-lipped pika)
Lineage: Eukaryota; Metazoa; Chordata; Mammalia; Lagomorpha; Ochotonidae
Gene: SLC9A7
Product: solute carrier family 9 member A7
Exons: 17
Coding region: 137-2317 (726 amino acids)
Biological process (GO): sodium ion transport; proton transmembrane transport; regulation of pH
Cellular component (GO): recycling endosome; membrane
Molecular function (GO): sodium:proton antiporter activity
Source: RefSeq, a predicted model, not a curated record